AAGGGACGAAACUUGAAAACAAAACCAACUGACUUUGGAGAAGCACAGCCCAGCAUUUACAACCACUUUUGACAGGAUAACUAAUAACGGUCAAGGGCGGCUGGAAGUGGCAAGUUUUGUCGAGGUGCCAGCCGACAUGCAGCACUAUGGAGUUAAUGGAUAUUCUCUUCACGCAAUGAACUCUCUGAGCGCCAUGUACAACCUUCACCAGCAGGCAGCGCAGCAGGCCCAGCAUGCGCCAGACUACCGGCCGUCUGUGCACGCGCUCACCCUCGCAGAGAGAUUGGCUGACAUCAUCCUUGAAGCUCGCUAUGGUUCCCAGCACCGCAAGCAGCGGCGGAGCCGCACAGCCUUCACUGCCCAGCAGCUAGAGGCGCUGGAGAAGACCUUCCAGAAGACCCAUUACCCUGACGUAGUGAUGCGGGAGAGACUGGCCAUGUGCACCAACCUCCCAGAGGCCCGCGUCCAGGUAUGGUUUAAGAACCGCCGCGCCAAGUUCCGCAAGAAGCAACGUAGCUUGCAGAAGGAGCAGCUGCAGAAGCAGAAGGAAGUGUCGGAGGGGCCGCAGGAGGAGGGCAAGGGCGAGCCGCCCGCCACCUCCGUCUCGGAGGCGCACACCCCUCCCCCCUCCUCCUCUUCGUCCUCGGAGGCCGAGCGGCCUCAGCACCUCCUCCCGGCGGAGCUGAGCGUGGAGGUGAACGUCACGUCGGCCGAGCAGUCGGGCAGCGAGUCCGCCGCCGAGGACAACACCGACAAGGAGGAGGAGCUGAAGCAGCUGGGGGAGGGGCCUAAGGGUGAUGUCAGCCUGCUGCCGGGCAACACUUCACCGCCCUGCAAGCGUCUCAGCCCCAAAUCUGACUCCCCGCUCAGUUCCCCGCCCCUCCCUUCCUCAAGCGGCGUCGGCAGCGGGAUGGCGCAGAGCAACUCGUACGCCUCCUCCCCGCUCAGCCUCUUCCGUCUGCAGGAGCAGUUCCGCCAGCACAUGGCCGCCACCAACAACCUGGUGCACUACUCCUCCUUCGACAUGAGCGCCCCCUCCUCCAUGCCCUACCUGGGCAUGAACGUCAACAUGGCGGCUCCACUGGGCUCUCUGCACUGCCAGCCCUACUACCAGUCUCUAUCCCAAGCCCAGCAGGUCUGGAGCAGCCCUCUCCUGCAGACCCCCCCCGGCAGUCUCCCCAGCCUCAACAGCAAGACCACCAGCAUAGAGAACCUGCGGCUCCGCGCCAAGCAGCACGCUGCCUCCCUGGGUCUGGACACUCUGCCCAACUGA
This is a messenger RNA of Conger conger (European conger), 1273 nucleotides long. It is a transcript of the gene dmbx1b, whose product is annotated as diencephalon/mesencephalon homeobox 1b. The coding region runs from base 137 to 1273 and encodes 378 amino acids. The transcript is spliced from 5 exons. Gene Ontology annotation, biological process: regulation of transcription by RNA polymerase II. Lineage: Eukaryota; Metazoa; Chordata; Actinopteri; Anguilliformes; Congridae. The record is from RefSeq and is a predicted model, not a curated record. Gene Ontology annotation, molecular function: DNA-binding transcription factor activity, RNA polymerase II-specific; RNA polymerase II transcription regulatory region sequence-specific DNA binding.